Molecule: messenger RNA, 4388 nt
Organism: Cololabis saira (Pacific saury)
Lineage: Eukaryota; Metazoa; Chordata; Actinopteri; Beloniformes; Belonidae
Exons: 11
Coding region: 431-2644 (737 amino acids)
Biological process (GO): protein linear deubiquitination
Cellular component (GO): cytoplasm
Molecular function (GO): cysteine-type deubiquitinase activity
Source: RefSeq, a predicted model, not a curated record
CACCCCGGAUGGAGCCGUGACCUGCUGGCGCAGCUGCUAAGCUAAGGAUCCUUUCAGACAGAUGCUCCCCCGAAAAUACUGCAAAUGCCUACUUUUUGCGAAGUGCUCCGUACCAAAGGAUAACGGCGCUUUUUUUGGGGGAAAAGCAACGUCGCAGCAGUAAUUUCAAUCAAUUUUCACUGUGAAGUGUACAGCAGCUAGCUGGAUAAGCAGCUAAGUAGCUUUAACAAAAGUAACAAAAACCGAAACUUCAAAGAGUAAAAUUCCCGGAAGUUUAAUUUAGAAGUAAAUCGAAACAUGCUCGAUCUGCCUCAUUAUGGAUCCGUGAAAUCUUAAGGCUGUAGCGACUGGUCAGGUCGCUUGUGGUUGCGUUUGGAGCUGAGGCCACCGUCCAGCUCGUCUGACCUCCCCGGGCAGUGGGAGCGAGCAGAUGGGGAACUGCUGCUGUCACAUUAAAAGUCCCUGUGAAAAUGCGGACGAAAGGAGUAAUUUGUUGGAAGAUGAGUCAAAAACCCCAUGCACUGGUGAACAGGUAGUGGGCGGCGCUUGUGGUCCUGAGGGAAGUGCUGACAUGAGGAGAACUACCGAUCAAGAGGCCGAGAAUGGGCUGUUGAAGCGGAGUCCCGUGAAUGGAGAGAUGGAGCCAAAUAAUGCUCAGGAAAAUGGACCCUUGCAGAAGAAAGGCACUCAGGCAAAGACGCCUUCUCCUCGCAAAGAGUCUGAACUCAAAGAAAACUCUGCCAGAGCACAACGUGACGUCGUGAUGCCGGACACUCCUAACAGUGGACGAGCUGAAAAUCAACAAUGCACUUUAAACUUGCAGGACAAAGACCACUCCACAGCUGAUCAAGAGGCUGUUGUAGCCUUAAAUACAGAACCAGAAGAAAAAGAAGAUUCCGCUUCAGUGCAGGACAAAGUCCCGGAUGGCGUCUCACUAACGACUGAACUGGUCUGCCAAGAAAGCCCUCCCCAUCCACAAACUAACUCAACAACAGAGGCCGCUAUAGUGAGCAUUUCUGAUGAUAAUGAUGAAGAAGAAUGCUCAAAGGAUGCCACCAAUGACGCCGCCAAACCAUCACAGGAGUUUACUCAAAAUAAUGAAGUGUUAUCUGUGCCAAAAUGUCAGCUCGCUGCAGCAGCAGGUCAGGAAGUGUCCAUUUCUGCGGUCCGUCAGGAGACAAACACAGAGGCUCUAAACGGCACUCCCACUCUAGAUCUGGACGAUGGUUCCUCUUCGGUGUGCAGAGAAGACAUGUCUGGGGACAAAAAAAGCCAAGAUGUCCCUCAGUCCUUUUCUGGCCCGGAACCAACGAGACCUGGCGACAGUGGGGAGGAGCAGGAAUCUGCCAACUCAGUCAAGAAGCCAGAAGCCACAUCUCCAGCGGAUGCCAAGGACAGCUUAAGGCCUGAUCAAGAUUCCAAACCAGAUACUGAGUGUUCAAGUACUGCAAGCUCGAACGAGGAAACAUCCUCUGAGAAAUUCAAACAAGAUGCCGCGGAGGAAGCCAUGCUGCAAGUGGAAGACAAAGAUGUUCCCAAAGCAAGGGAGGGUGAAGGGAUUAAGAAGGUGGAGGAGGAGAAAGAGGGAGCUCCAACCGAGACGGAAAGUCCGCAGGCUGUGAAAGAUGCUGAGAUUCAGGAGGUGACGGGAGAAGAGGAGCAGCUGGCAGGAAGAGAAAAUGUGAACCUCGUUGCUGGACCUGCUGAUGAGGAGGAAGCUGGUCUGGGAAGCAGUGAAGAAGACCUGUACAGAGGAGAAGAAGAGCUGUCUGCAUCACCAGUUUUGAAGGUGGAGGAUAGAUGCAGUCUGUCUCCGGCCGUGGAUAUUUUGUCUUACAGUGAGAGAGAAUGGAAAGGCAACACUGCCAAAAGCGCUCUCAUUAGAAAGGGUUAUAAAGAGAUGUCCCAGAGGUUCAGCAGCGUGAGGAGAGUGAGGGGUGACAACUACUGCGCCCUCAGAGCCACGUUGUUCCAGGUUUUGUCCCAAAGCACUCAGCUUCCCGCGUGGCUGCAGGAAGAUGACGUUGUCAUGUUGCCGAAACAACUGGAGGCCCAGGAAGGGCUGAUAAGCCAGUGGAGAUUUCCUGGAGAGUGCGUGCCGGGAGACGUCGCAGCAGACGCCGCUCAGCAGCUCACGGGAUACGUAGAGCUUCUCCGGCGAACGUGGCAGGCAGCGGCCGACUGCGCCAGCGCUGCAGAGCGGCAGCAGCUCUGCGAGCAAGUGUUUCAGGGGGGACCGGAGGAACUGGGGCUGCUGGAAGCCCUCAAGCUGCUGAUGCUGGGCAGGGCGGUGGAGCUGCACGGCUCCAUGCAGGAAGGUGGAGACGUCCCGCUCUUCUGCCUGCUCCUGUUCGCUCGGGACUCGUCGGACUGUCCGCGCUCCUUCCUCUGCAACCACCUCAGGAACGUGGGCCUCGGUGCCGGGCUGGAGCAGGUGGAGAUGUUCCUGCUGGGCUACGCCCUGCAGUGCACCAUUCAGGUUUACAGGCUGUACAAGGCGGACACGGAUGAGUUUGUCACCUACUACCCAGACGACCAUAAAGACGACUGGCAGACCGUGUGCCUCGUCACCGAGGACGACCGGCACUACAACGUGCCGCUCGGGGAAGCUGCAGAGCCGCAAGAGGAGCUCACCUCUCUCUGACUGCGGCUGCAGGGCGACCUGCUGCCGUACAGCCACUUCUCAGGUCAAUCGAGAUGAUACAUUUAUGCCAAUUAAAGGAACGGCUUUUGGGAUAUAUCCUUGUUGACCUGUUCCCUGAGAGUAACGUCCCAUGGUUCAACAGUUCAGAUGGAACUGAAUGGGCUUUGAAACUGGAAACAAGUGGAACAAGUAGCCUGGCUUUGCCCUCAACAAUCCAACUAUUACCGAGAUUGCAGGUUAAUUUGUUACAUCUUGGUAAAUAACAGUAUUAAAUAACACAGUGAUUUGAUUUAUCGGGCAGGGUGGAGUCCAGAGUUUUAAAAAACAAACACAGGAAUGCUGAGAGCGUGACAAAGUACAGUCUCACUCUGCUCACGCUCCUCACCUGAGGUGACCUAUAUCUGACAUUUAUUCUGUUGAUGGGUCUAAAAACUGGAUAUUUUUUUCCCCCCACGGCUUUAUGGAUGCAAAAAAAUACGACCCCUUGCAGAAAACGCCAAAAGAUAAUCAUUACCUAGAUUUUUAUAGUAGUGGAAAUCAUCUCAUCCAUUAUUAUUUGAUCGGUUUAUCAUGCCUCUGCUCCUGAUCGAUCUAUUCUGCGGGCUCCUUGCCUUAACUAACACAGGAUGUUGCCAAGCGACCACUUUCAAACUUCCAGAUAAAACCAAACUUCUGAGUUCAAAUUUUAUUCAGUUCCUUUUUCUUUUCUUUUUUGUUUUUGUAAACCUUUUUGUUUAAUUCACAUGAAAUAGACAAGUGUUUACCUUCAUUUCAUAUUAAAUUAGAUCCAUGAUUCCUAAUAUAAGCAGAAAAAUGAUUUUGGCUCUCAACCUUUUCUGCAAAUGCAACAGCUUUAACAGGUGCAAGUACUUGGUUUUUGUUGUUUUGUCAGGCAGCUUUUUUCCCACCCUGUUUCUAGUCUUCAUUCCAAACUAUUCUAAUAAUGCUUGCGAACAAGCGAGAAGCAUGUAUCCCAACAUGUUCCUUUAAAAAUAUGCUGAUUUGAGACCUUGUACGAGAUGUGUUUUGCACGCUCUUGUACACACUGUACUGUAUAGGUUUUUUUUUUUCUACUGGUACAUUUGUACAUAUCUGAUAAUCUUGGAUUAUCUCGGAUCCAGAUGAGUUUCCUGGGUGUCAGUUUGAGCUUUUGAAAGAGGGAGAAAAAAAAAAGGCCCAUAUUUCCUCAACAAGCUGUGUUUUGCAUUUUUGAGCUGCAAAACAAACAAAAAAAGAAAAAAAAAGCAUCUUCUUUGCACUGGAAUUUGGGCACUUUGUGUAUUAAUUUAUUGUUUUUGACUGUCAUAUGUAUUUUAAACAAGUAGGUGUGAAAAUUCUAAUUUAAAUGGCCGAAUUAGUCGAAGGGUACGAUAAUUCAAGGCUUUGGAGAUUAAUUGCAGCCUCUGUAGGAGGCAAGAUUAGUAGCGGUGUUUUAUGUGUGUGUUAAACUUGUUCAGUAACAUGUUGCCUUUAACCAAGCUGUUUUUGAAGGGAAGAAACGUUCCAACGCUGCUGCAGAAACUGGUCAAGGCUUCAGCUGCCAGCCUCAGACGGCCCGCUUGGUCCUCCAUGUUGCCUUAGAAACAAUGCACAAUAUGAAUGAAUGUUGGUUAUUUGUGAUAAGAGGCUGUUCUUUGUCCUAAUUCCAGACCAGGUCCACAAAAUGUUUCUUAUGCCAUUUGCAAGAAUGUUCUUGCACUUCAGUUUUGGCUGGCAUUGAAAUAAAAUGGAAUUUCUUGGAAAA